GGCUUUUUAGAGAGCUUUCACUCCAGGAAGCCCAAAGCAAAUUGAAGCAGAUGGCUGCGAGAGGAGGAAGCAAAGCAGCGAUGGGGGCGGUGAAGGGCGGAGCCCUUAAAUUUGGUGGUGGGCCUUUUAAAUGCAAAUUCAGAACCAAAUCAGCUUUGCCUUCUCCUUCUUCUGAGUUGGGCAAGUUCUUGACUAUUCCCGAGACGGCUCGUUCGGAAACUUCCAAAUUGAUCACCAAGUUCAUCAAACUCAACAAUCGCGAGAACCCUGGAAUGAAGAAGGACAUGCUUGGUGAGGAAAAGUUGAGGUCUAUAUUGUCUGGGAAAGACAAAGUUGGGAUUCCGGAGAUUGCCAAAUUGCUGUCCGGGCAAUUUGUCAAAACUCGCUACAACCGCCGAUAGUUGCCUGACUUGAUUUUGUUUGAACUGUUGUGCUACUAAUAAAAUUGUGGCGUAGUCAGAAUAUGCUAUAAAAAUUGAGGAACAUAACUUGAUGGGCAUAUUUGUUUGAAGUUGUAGUCAGACAUUCAGUGUAUGGUUUAAAUCUGUUUGUGAUAAUUUCGUAAGUUAUUAUUAUAGCUUUUUGGGAGAAUUUUUCUGCUUCUUCAAGAGAAUUGUAUUCUGGAGAAAAUAUUAGCAAGCUGAGGAUGAAGUUUUUGUCUUUGUUUCUAAUGCCU
Molecule: messenger RNA, 676 nt
Organism: Pistacia vera
Lineage: Eukaryota; Viridiplantae; Streptophyta; Magnoliopsida; Sapindales; Anacardiaceae
Exons: 2
Coding region: 51-401 (116 amino acids)
Cellular component (GO): nucleus
Source: RefSeq, a predicted model, not a curated record